Mollisia scopiformis is the source of this 637-nucleotide messenger RNA. RefSeq lists its product as uncharacterized. The transcript has a single exon. NCBI's taxonomy places the organism in Eukaryota, Fungi, Ascomycota, Leotiomycetes, Helotiales, Mollisiaceae. The record is from RefSeq and is a predicted model, not a curated record. The coding region runs from base 138 to 359 and encodes 73 amino acids.
CUAACGAGUUCCUGAAAAGGCUCUUGGUCUUGAUUCACAUGAGCUCUGGCCAGCCGCUGCGCGAGAGUGAGCUCUUUUCCGUCACCUGGCGUAAUACCUAGCGGCGGCGGAACGUCUACCUCAAGCACGGGCUGGUCAUGCUACACACUACGUACCACAAGGGGCAGCAGCAGACGGGCAAGUUCAAGGAUAACAUCCGGUUCUUGCCUGCGCCUAUUGGGGACCUCUUGCUGGACUACUUAGUAGCUGUCAUUCCGCUCCGUCAGGUCUUCCUCCGCCAGUCUGCCCCGCACGCUGUUAUAUCCCCUUACCUGUGGUGGAGAAAUGGCAGGGUCUGGGUUGACAACCGGCUCACGUAAUGCAUGGAGCAGUCGUGUACUCGGGCUGGCAUCCCCCGGUUACACAUCGCCAACUAGCGGCAGAUGACGGUCAAUAUCGUCAAGACUAAGUUUGUAGCUAACGUCGGGUGCUUUGAGGUCGACGACGGGGCUAACGACGAGGAUGCUGAAGAGAUCGAGGCUGACAUCCGGGUUAUGACCAAGCAGCGGAACUAUAGCACGCGGACGGUCAACCGCGCCUAUGCCAACUAGCACAAUGCUAACUUUAGCAACGUGUGGGAUGGUCUUAUCCGCCGGAA